AUGCUUAAACUUUAUUUGAGAACUGUACGAAACAGGUCUUUACAAGUAGUAUUUCGUCGCCAAAUACACAAGAAUUAUUCGGGCAAAAAUCUCCCGUUCAGCUCACGAAACUGGCUAGUUCAUCCACAAAAAUUCAAAUAUCUACCAAAAAGUGAACAGAAUACCACUGCUUCUACCGUAAUUCCUCUCCAGUUUGAAAAAAGUGAUAAUAAAGCAAAUAAUGGAAACAUAUACUUAGAAGAUAAAGAGUUUAGAGAAAAUUUAGACAAGGCUUUAACACAGGCUCAUUCCAAUCUGCUUAUUGGGUACACUAAUUAUGAUAUUUUUAGUGCAAAUGCAACAUGGAUGCGUCUUCGCGAGCUCCUUUAUUAUCAACUAAGUCAUAUAUCUGAACUUAAACCUUUAUCAUCAUUUCAACUAACAGCACCCGAACUAUUAAAGCCAACCAAUCCAGGAGACUUACUAAAUCAACUUCUAUCGGUGAAUCAAAUUCCUGAUCAUAUUUGGAAGUCUGUUUUGGAGAAGGAAGAGUAUAGCGUUGCUGAACAGUAUUAUUUUAUCCUAAAGAACUUUUAUUAUUUUAUUAGAAAUCAAGAGAUAGAACCCCAAACAAGACCAUCUUGGUCUGAUGUGGACUCUGGAUUAGACAUAUCUAACCCGUCAGAGUGGUUUCCAGAAGCAAGGAAGUUGAAACGUACCAUUAUUAUGCAUAUAGGGCCAACAAAUUCGGGUAAAACAUACAACGCUUUACAGAAGCUAAAACAGUGCCAAAGAGGUUAUUAUGCUGGUCCACUAAGGUUGCUAGCUCGUGAAGUGUAUGAUAAAUUCCAGAGCGAUGGAAUUCGCUGUAAUUUACUAACUGGUGAAGAGGUGAUUGAGGAUUUAGACUCUAUGGGUAAUAGAGCAGGACUUACGUCAGGAACAGUUGAAAUGAUUCCUUUAAAUGAGGAGUUUGAUGUUUGUGUGCUAGACGAAGUUCAAAUGGUCGGUGAUAAAGAGAGAGGAUGGGCUUGGACUAACGCAAUUUUGGGCGUACAGGCAUCAGAGAUUCAUUUAUGUGGAGAAGAAAGUGUAUUGCCGCUUAUGAACAAGAUAGUAAAACUAACUGGUGACACUUUAGUGGUUAACAAAUAUAAAAGAUUGGGUACGCUUGAAAUUGAACAUCAACCCCUUGCUGGAAAAUUCAAGGGACUCAAAGCUGGUGAUUGUGUUAUUGCAUUCUCUAAAAAAACCAUCCUCGAUCUCAAAUUGACUAUUGAACGGCAAACAGAUCUUAAGGUUGCUGUUAUAUACGGUUCUUUGCCCCCAGAGACCAGAGUAAAACAAGCAAAAUUGUUUAAUAGUGGUGAAUAUGAUGUUUUGGUUGCAUCCGAUGCUAUUGGAAUGGGUUUAAACUUAUCCAUUAACCGAGUCAUAUUUACUUCCGCUGAGAAGUUUAAUGGGGUAGAAGUGCUACCUCUUACAUUUUCGAAUAUCAAACAGAUUGGCGGUAGAGCAGGCCGAUACAAGCCUCCAGGAAGAGAUAACUCCGGAGAUGGACCUUCUGUUGGCCAUAUAACUGCCCUUGAUUAUGAUACUCUAAGAGCGGUAAGAAGAGGAAUUAACGCACCAGUACAGUUUCUAGAAAAAGCUGUAGUUUGGCCCACUGAUGACUUGAUAAACAACUUAAUCUCGUACUAUCCUCCAGGGACCAAGGUAAGUGUGCUCUUAAAAAAAUUCCAAGAGAAUAUAUCGUCAUGCUCAAACAAAAUGUUCGAAUUGAGCAACAUCGUAGACAGAGUGGAGGCUCUUUCCACUUUUGAAGAUAUGCGUGGUCUUACUCUAUGGGACAAGCUAAAACUUUCAAAUGCCCCAAUACGGCUAAGUCCUUUAGUUUCACGUACUUUCAACAGUUUCUGCAAAACCAUCGCUGAGAGGAGUACCACGUCUCUGCUAAACUACAACCUACCAUUCGUGCUAUUGCACAGAAAGUUCAUCAAAGACGAAUCUGUCUCACUACAAUUCUACGAAGAAUUCCACCAAGUCAUCAAUCUCUACUGCUGGCUCCAUAUUAGAUACCCACAACUCUUCGUAGAUUACGAAUCUGCUAUAGACUUGAAAAACCUCUGUGAGAUGAUCAUCUUCAAGAAGUUGGAGUUUUUGAAGCAAAACCCAUACAGGAAGACCCUAAAUUCAAAUCAAACAAGAAACUCUUGCUUCCAACAAGAAAAAAGAAGGCACAACCUUCCUUUCCCUAAAAGGAUCUAG
Messenger RNA from Kluyveromyces marxianus DMKU3-1042, 2247 nucleotides. RefSeq names its product ATP-dependent RNA helicase SUV3 (gene SUV3). Gene Ontology annotation, cellular component: mitochondrial degradosome. Bases 1 to 2247 code for a protein of 748 amino acids. Gene Ontology annotation, biological process: mitochondrial RNA 3'-end processing; RNA catabolic process. The transcript has a single exon. The record is from RefSeq and is a predicted model, not a curated record. NCBI's taxonomy places the organism in Eukaryota, Fungi, Ascomycota, Saccharomycetes, Saccharomycetales, Saccharomycetaceae. Gene Ontology annotation, molecular function: ATP binding; hydrolase activity, acting on acid anhydrides; RNA helicase activity.